AUGACCCACGACCCACUGCUCGCCUUGCCCCCCGACGCCGAGCGCCCAGACGCCUCGAUAGACGUCGCUCACUCGCUCGAGUACUGGAAUAGCGUCUCGGCCGACGUGAACGGCAUGCUUGGCGGUUUCCCCCAGACUACGCGCAUUGAUUUGCAAGGCUCGUCCAACUUCCUCACAAAGCUGCGGCGCGGCAGGUCCAAUGCUGCCUCCAAGGAACCCUUGCCGCCUUUACAGCGUGUAGCCGACUGUGGCGCGGGCAUCGGCCGCAUAACAAAGGGUUUACUGCUCGGCGUGAGCGAAAAGGUCGAUGUUGUGGAGCCCGUCAAGAAGUUCACCGACGAGCUGGAGGGAAGAGGUCAGCUGGGUGAGGUUAUCAAUCUCGGUCUACAGGACUGGAUACCCGAGCCUGGUGCAUACAAUGUCAUUUGGAACCAGUGGUGUCUUGGACACUUGACCGACGCACAAUUGGUCGUAUACCUCGAGCGCUGCAAGCAAGGCCUCAAACCAACAACAGAGGGACAGGAUACGUUUAGGAGUUGUAUCAUUGUCAAGGAAAACAUGUCGACAGACAUCAAGCACAAGGACAUCUAUGAUGAUGAAGACUCGAGCGUCACACGGUCCGACGCAAAGUUCCGCAUGCUCUUCCAACAGGCUGGCCUGAAGAUUGUUGCCACAGAGCAGCAAAAAGGUAUGCCCAAGGAACUAUUCCCCGUGCGCAUGUACGCACUCAGACCAGAGUGAACACAGGCCAAAGAAACACAUGAUACCCAACCCUGUUUUUUUUCUCCUCCUCCUCAAUUAAUGUAAAAAUAGAAUGCCCGAAUCAAAUGAUAUACCAUCAUACAA
This is a messenger RNA of Bipolaris maydis ATCC 48331, 846 nucleotides long. Lineage: Eukaryota; Fungi; Ascomycota; Dothideomycetes; Pleosporales; Pleosporaceae. The record is from RefSeq and is a predicted model, not a curated record.